Messenger RNA from Puccinia triticina, 1986 nucleotides. RefSeq lists its product as uncharacterized. The coding region runs from base 1 to 1986 and encodes 661 amino acids. Lineage: Eukaryota; Fungi; Basidiomycota; Pucciniomycetes; Pucciniales; Pucciniaceae. The transcript is spliced from 12 exons. The record is from RefSeq and is a predicted model, not a curated record.
AUGUUUGCCUCCACCGCCCAACGAGCCCGCAAAAAUCGAGGUACUGCAGAUGAACCCGCGGCCCCCCUGGAAUCACAAUCCCCAGCCCGCCGUGGGAGAUCAUCCAGUGAAGACUCCGAACCAGACGAGCUUGACGAUGGGUUUGAAGACCCAUUUGCAGCCCCCACCAGAUCCGCCAUCAACAGACAGCAGGAACAUCAAGAGGAACGUGAGGCUACCCCGCAGUCCCCCCUAACUGAUUUCUUGACCGCUAUUGCCGUCCCGCUGCUGCCCCUGGGAGCCUUAGACUUAUUCCGCGAGUUGUCCAAUCCUGAUCAGCAGGCGGCCCUCAUGACAACCAUGGCAGCCAUUGCUGCCCGAGGGCAUGACGGGCCCAACCCAAAUGCAACGCCUAACCAACGAGUUGGUAACGGCCCCGAGGCCAACGGCCCCGUGGAUCUAGCGGAAGAAAUCCGCCAAUUCCAAUACUCUCUUGCUGCCAAGAAAUUAAUCCGUAGGACAGCCCGGGAGAAUUUUGUUCAUCCUCUCAUAGAGGCUUAUGCCCGAGACAACCGGGUAAAUUCAUUAUUCCAACUUGUCCUGCGCCAGUUACGGCGACAGACCCCCGCGGUAUUGGAAGUGCACUUCCCUCCUGGGUUCAUCAAUGAAGAUCACGAUGCCGUUCAGCACGCCAACACAGCCAUCAGGACACAGUUGAAGCAAGUUCGGAACAAAUUCCGCAAUCACUUGAUGACUGGAUUCAGCCCUACAGGUGACCCUACCUUGCCUAACAUCCCCAAUCUGCAGAAUCUUUCCCGGAUCAUGUGGAGACACUUGAAUCCUGCCUUAGCUGGCACACCUGAUGGGGAAAUAGAUCGCCUAGUCAGUGAUCCACAAAUCCGAGUCCGCUAUGCCUUCUUGCGAUUGGGCACCCUUCAAAACUAUUAUGAUCCUAAAUCUUGCAACAUCUCACAGUGGCUCCAGAUUGAUAGGAAACUCAUUUCCAACUGCACACUGGCUGUGGAUUACACCAAUGCUCGCAUAAUUUCGCCGACCAAGAAACGUUCGAACUCGCUGACAAACCUUCUCGCCAGAUUCAAUCAACAAUCGGAACUCCAUCGUCCCCUUGACGUCCACCCGAAACAGGCGAAUACGCGUCGUCCUCUGAGCAUCAUGAGCUUCCUAAGUUUGCGGGCGUCCGUGUCCAUUUUGGCAGUAGCUAUACUUCCUCUCGGCCAAGUGUCGGCCUGGUUCAUGGGCGUUGGUCAUCUACCCUCGUGCGCCUUCAUCUGCCUAGACCGAUCGGUGUCACUGCAAUCUUCCUGCCAAGAUCUUAAAUGUAUCUGUAAACAACCCAAUCUAUUGGCUUCGAGCGAAACUUGCUUCCGCAAGGAGUGUGACUUGAACUCGCUGUCGAAAGCACUGAAGCUGCUGGCCACUUGCCAAGAAUCCUUUGGAGUGACCCCCACGAGAGACCCUCCAGUGCAAUCACCUAGCACCCCACCGACAGCCCCCAGUCCACUGCCAGUCACAGGUUAUCCUGGUUACCCAUACACGGUUCCGCCACCGGCAGCCAACCAGCUGCCCUCUGCAUCUUAUUAUCCCUACCCGUAUCCCCGGGUGGCUGCUCCUGUCAAUACCUCAAACGGCGCUCAGCUGCCUCCUGGUGCCACUGUACCUCCUGCAGUUUCUUCUUCACCUGGAGCUGGAUCUCAACCCCAGGUUUCGACGCCGCCAACCCAGGUUUCUCCGCCACCACCUCAGGCUUCCACUCCCACCCCCCAAGCUCCUACACCGAUUGGAGGCGUGAUCAACGGUACAACAAACUCGACCGCGGCCAAUCCACCAACAUCGGCGUCAGCUUAUCCACUCUUUCCACCCCGCUCGAAUUCGUCCGCCUCCCCUGCGGCAGGUGACGCGGCUUUUGCUUCAGCACGGAGUUUAUUCCAGAAUCAGAAUUCGGGUAUCUUCCUUUUGAUCUUAUUUUCAUCCCUCUUGUAUGUCUAG